This is a messenger RNA of Marchantia polymorpha subsp. ruderalis, 1666 nucleotides long. The record is from the annotation of a GenBank genome assembly. NCBI's taxonomy places the organism in Eukaryota, Viridiplantae, Streptophyta, Marchantiopsida, Marchantiales, Marchantiaceae.
AUCCCCGUACAACACCGACCGAGGACUAGCUCAUAAGCGUACAGCAUCUCAUCUCCCGAUCAAACCCCGAAAUCCAAUUCUUUGCCUCUGCGGUGAAUUUCCAAGGGCCACCAGAAAUACAUCACAGCAAUGGCGGUUUUCGCUGUUUCCUGUGUCUUAUCGGUGGAUAGUAGUUCGCUUGUUCUUCGCAGACUAGGGCAUACAAAAUUGCACUCCCAAGAUCGACAUCGCAGUGCGCACAUCCGUCCUUCCAACAGACGCACACUCAUCAGAGCCGGUUUAGCUUUGACGAAGGAGAAAGUAGUUGACGCUGGCAAGGUAAAAUUUAUCCAUGACAGGGUUGCCGAUUACUCAAAGGGCUGGACAAAUGUUAAUGGUCUGCCAGACCAGCGUGUUGUCAGUCAAUUCGAAGCCCUCUCAGUGUUGGUGUCGGACAGGGUCGAGAUGCACUCAAUUCUCGCGCUGCAACGGGACAACUGGAACCGACUCUUCCACAAUACCAUCACCAUGGCCUCCGCUGCUGCUGCCAUCGCCUCGGCCGUUAACGGCGCUUUACCCGCUUCCGGGUUACAGGUCGUGGCGAUUGUUCUUGGUAUGGGAGCAGCUGCGCUCAUGGCGCUCGUGAGCAAAUUCCAGCCAUCACAGCUUGCUGAAGAGCAAAGACAUGCUGCUCGCUUCUUCAAGCGAUUGGGAGCUGAUAUAGAGGCCACUUUACAGGUUGAUCCGCGACUGCGCGGAGAAGCAUCUAUCUAUUGGGAGCAGUCGAUCGCCACCGCGCAUGCUCUAGACCGAGCUUUUCCCCUGCCACUCACGCCCAUUGUGGUGGAAAAGUUCCCCAAGCAAGUGCAUCCAUCGAAGAUCAGUGGCGAUGUAGAUCUCGCUCGACCUGAGGUUGAAGUGUCACCAAAUUCUCACCAAAAUGGAUGGACAUGGUCUGCAGUGGAAGACCUCAGGCACACGGCUGAACUUCUGCGCACGUCCGACGUUCCAGAAUACACAAGUAUGGCCAACGAUGCCAAGGGUCUCAACCUGAUUUUGUCGAUCACCUCUCCUAUGCUCGCUACAGCGGGUGUUGUUUUGAACAUGGCUGGCUGUCCAGCUGUAGCUGCAGCAGUUACCGUGAGCUCCCUGUUCGUGCAUACGUUCACACACGCUCUUCAGAUGGGCGCUGUGAUUGAGGUGUACAGAAACUGCGCUGGCUAUUAUGCUGCAGUCGAGAGGUCCAUCGAGCAAACGCUGCGCUUACCUGUUGAGCAACGUGAAGAUGCUACCAUCUUCCAGCAAAAGAUCGCAGUGCUACUCGGAAGGAGACCAGCAGUGACACCGAUGGUGCCCGUCGGCAGUAAUUCUGCCGGAGUUUUGUUCUGAAAUCCUGGUCAUCUCAGUCAUCAUAACUUCGGGCCACUGAGUAGUGGCCAUUUAUUAGAAGAAAGCAUUGGUGAUACUCCUAGAUCUUGAAUCACCAAAACAAUUUUGUCACGAUAGGUAGGACUGCAGAGUAAAUUCGAACGUCAUGGAGCCCAUGGAUUGUGGGAUUCACGACAAUAGCAGAAAGUAGAGAAUUAGCUGUGCAGGGGGAUUCCAUUAGAAAUCCCCAUAUGGGUCGGUGAAAGAAAAUGUACAAUGUCAUGACAAUUCAAAGAUGUAAAUAUCAACGAGUCCGACU